AUGUCCGACACUGGCAGGCAGUCUCUCACCGACAAGGCCGGCGCCGCUCUGAAGCCCGACUCCGAGAAAUCGACGACCGAGCACUUCGGCGACAAGCUCAAGGGCAAGUCCGACUCUGCCGCGUCCUCGGUCCAGCCCGAGAGCCAGAAGUCCACCUCGCAGUCGAUCGGCGACAAGUUCAGCUCGAACUCUAACGAGAAUGAGCCCUCGUUGACCCAGAAGGCCAAGAACGCCGUCGGCCUCGGGGGGAACAACGUGUAG
This is a messenger RNA of Dichomitus squalens LYAD-421 SS1, 261 nucleotides long. RefSeq lists its product as uncharacterized. The transcript has 3 exons. Bases 1 to 261 code for a protein of 86 amino acids. The record is from RefSeq and is a predicted model, not a curated record. NCBI's taxonomy places the organism in Eukaryota, Fungi, Basidiomycota, Agaricomycetes, Polyporales, Polyporaceae.